Molecule: messenger RNA, 1313 nt
Organism: Chelonus insularis
Lineage: Eukaryota; Metazoa; Arthropoda; Insecta; Hymenoptera; Braconidae
Gene: cni
Product: protein cornichon
Exons: 4
Coding region: 229-660 (143 amino acids)
Biological process (GO): endoplasmic reticulum to Golgi vesicle-mediated transport
Cellular component (GO): endoplasmic reticulum membrane; COPII-coated ER to Golgi transport vesicle
Source: RefSeq, a predicted model, not a curated record
UUAAUCGACUUUAUAGAACUAAAAAAAUUAUUUACAUGUGAAAAGAAUCGAGUAUCGAUACAUGAGCUACAUAAAGUAUCGAUAUCAAGGACUUGAUGUUUAGAAAAAAUAUCGAUGUAUCGAUACAUAUCGUUCAUCAUUAACUAACUCACUCCAUUUAAGUAUUUCGUGGAAGUCGCAUGUAAAAUUAGUGCAUGAAUCUGAAAUAAACAACACAUUGUAUUUAAGAUGGCGUUUAGCUUGGCUGCUUUGGCCUAUAUUGUUGCAUUAAUUAUUGAUGCUUUUCUCAUUUUUUUCGCAAUUUAUCAUGUGAUUGCUUUUGACGAGUUAAAAACUGAACAUAAAGAUCCCAUUGAACAAUGUGGAAGUCUUAAUCCGUUGGUCCUUCCAGAAUAUGGGCUUCAUGUUUUUAUAAACAUCUUAUUUUUAAUAAGCGGGGAAUGGUUUUCUUUGCUACUAAAUGCUCCUUUAAUAGCAUACCACAUAAAUAGGUACUUAACAAGGCCAGUUAUGACUGGUCCCGGAUUAUACGAUGCCACGAGCAUAUUAAAUACAAAUAAUUUGACUAGAUGUCAACAAGAAGGAUGGGUUAAAUUAGCAUUUUAUUUAUUAUCAUUCUUCUAUUAUUUAUAUGGAAUGAUAAGUUCGUUGAUUCACUGAAAUCUACCUCUUCGUUUGUUGUCAAUAAAGCAACAAUGUCAAAAAUUUUUCACGUUUUUGAAAAUUUUGAAAAAUAGAAAAUAAUGAAUCUUCCUAAAAUCAUUGAAAUAAUAUUUUAAUUUUAAUUAAUUCAAAGAUUUUAGUCAGCUAUAGUGCCAAUGUAUCAUAUUUCCUUGAUUAAGUUAAUUGAUAAAGAGUAAAUCGAACAAUGUUACUAGUGUAAAGUUUCACACAGUGGUAGAUAUAUAAAUAAUAACUUUAUAAUAAUAUCAUUUAAAAACUGCUAUUUCAAUUAAUUGUUGGAUACGUUGUUAACGUAAUUUUACGUUGAAUAUCAAAAAAUAUGAUAAUACACUGUGACGAGGGCUCUUUAUUCAGUAACAGUUUAAUAAUAAUUUUAAAUGAAAUUGAAUUACAUUAUUGUAGACAUUUCUUGACUUGAUUGUAAAUCAACGAGCAUUCUUAAUGAAACAAUUUCUGAAUCGUUAAUAUUGAAAUAUAAACAGUACGUAACUCUAGUCAUCAACAUACUGUUGAUUCUGUUUUGUAUAAUGUUUACAAAAUACUUGAUUAAUUUCAUUUUUAAUGAUUUUUUAUUUGAUUUUUCGGAUUUUUCAAUUGAACAAUAUUUUAUAUAAGAUUCUAAAAAUGUA